GUCCGUGUUAAUAUUUCACUGAGCAGGACGGAUACAGUUGGACAUGACUUCACUAGUUUUGAGUAAGUUGUGAUAAUGAAAAUGGCCGCAUUAUGUCUCUGUCUAGCAUUUCUGUGUCUGUGUGUACUUUCUUUUGAUUGGUCGAGCCUGUGGCGACAUCAGCGAGCAGAUGGUGUGUUUGCACGUCUCAGUGCAUUAGACACGUGAGGGAUUCAUCUUGUACAGCGCACAUCCUCUUCAAUCAAAAUCACAGGGAUUUACUGUGGAUAUUAUUUGGCUCAGGGGUUGUCAUUGUGUCUAUUUGUCUUUGCCUGUGUGCGCUAGACAACAGACACUGUGUGUGUGUUUGUGUGUGUGUGUGUAUGAGAGAGGGAGACAGACAGUGAGCAAGAGGAAUUCAGAGAUCCAGCCAGAGUUAAGUGCAGCUGAGUUCAAAGCCGGGGCCAGAGUCACGGGACAGAGAGCGGUGAGGAGUGAAGGGGGGGGGGGCAGAGUGGAGAGACAGAGGAUGAAGACAGGGCAGUAGAGAGAAGAGUCGGGGGUCAUGCCGGUUUUAAACAUCCACAAUGAGGAGAUUUACGAUAACUUCGCCAUGGAAGGUGAGCUGCGGCGUUGGUGCGGUGUUCGUUGUGUUCCUGACAGACUUCAGAGAGAGAGAGAGAGAGACAUGUGAGCCGGUGUGACUGCAGAAGCAGCUUCAGUCAUGUCUUCAAGGUCAAGUAGAACGUGACGGGGUGGAGGGUGGAGGGGAAAGUGUGUACAUCUUACUCUGUGCAAGUAAAAGCCUUUGAAAGACAGGAAGUGGGCGAGUCUGAAUCAAUGCUUGUGUGUUUACAUUCAAACCAGUUGUGGUAUGCGGGAGCACUGUUGACAGUUGGAUAGACUUCCUGUCUGUUUUAUUUUCUCACACUUGCAUCAUUUGCGAUACAUAUUUCCUCUCUGCGUUUGUGUUCUUUGUUCGACUUUGUUUAGUCAGAUCUGACCUGGUUUUCCUUCGAUGUAUAAAUAUGUUUUCUCUGACCUUCCAUUAGCUUAUCCUUUGCUAAUGAUUGACCUAUAUAACUGCUGCAAAGCUCAUAGUGUAACACAGAGAAAAACACAAAGUACUUUGCUAUUGUUUCCAUGAUUUUGUAUGAAAGUGCUGCACGUGUGAAAGAAGGGGCACAGUAAGGGAGUCUCGGUUUCAUAUUCCUGCUUCUGCAGUGUAAAAUCAAACACGGCCUAUUAAUAGUGCUGGAUGCACUUGCAGAGACAUGGCAUGUUAAUGUGCCCCCUGCUCAUACAGUACAUGAGGAAAUGCAUGAGAGCACUCAGCGGAAUAUGUUAACAGUCUGGAUAUUUCACUACAUUAUAUGAUGAUACAAGCAUCUCAAGUUAUCAAGUGUCCAGUUUUUGUGUCGUGUUGUGAAAUGAGAGGAGGGAGCUGUCUCACAGAUUGGGCAUAAAUACUAUUUGAACUCCAGACAGUAUAGAACAUUACAGUUGUAAUUUAGUGCAAGUGCAAAGCAUGUUUGUUUGAAUAAUCCUAAUGCAAUGGAGCUCAUACUAUUUUAGGGUAGGAAAUUUUAGGGUAGUUAACCCAGAUGUGGUUAAAUGAACGCUGAAUAUUGUUUCUUCACUGUGUUCUGACCUAUGGAACAGUUACUGUAGAUUAUAACACAAAAACAUCAUUGAAAUUGACAGAAUUGUUUGUCUUGUCUCCUCAGACUUGACCUUUGUCCCCAGUCUUUCACGUUCAGUUGAGAGGAACAAAUCCUUUAUUUAAAUUAGCAUUUUUAAAAAAGAGGAUUGGUAAUCCUGAGGAGGGGGGGGUUGUGUGUUUGUAUGUAAUAAGUACUUCUUACAUUAUUCUUUUAAAUUGUCAAAUAAACAAAUGUUGUACCUGGAGCUGGUGUAGCUGCGGUUUAUGGUGCCAAAGGUCCAACCAACCAUGAAUCAAAAGCUCCAAAGUGUUUAUUAACAACUCACAUUGACCAUUGUACCGUGUGUGUGUGUGUGUGUGUGUGGGCUGUCAGUAAAAUGACAAUACUAAUUUUGUAACUCAUUGGACUUUGCAGUUAUUCAGUUUAUUGUGACCAGAGUUCAGUCACUUUCUUUUCCUUUCACGUCCCACUGUACUGUAUGGAUAUGUCUGUGCGCUGUGUGUGUCUGCAUUUGGAUCAAUAUCUUUAGUUUUUUAAGUGGAGUUUGGUGGUAUACGUUCAACGACACCAAACUUCACCCAGCAGGUAAAAGCAUAGGUGUGUUUGUGUAAGUGUGUGUGUGUGUGUGUUGAGAUGAACUGUCAUACAGGAACAUGAGAGAUUAUAUGCAUUGUGUAUAUACUGUAUCUGUCUUGCUGUGUAACAGGAGAUAUCUCUGUCGGGCAGAGGUUAUUUUUAACUGCUGGUUGUUGGAGGAGGGUGCAGCGUCCAGAUCCAGAGGUCACUGAGGGCCUCAGAUUACUGGACCCCAGCUCUCAUCCAUCUGAGCAGCUGCUUCGCUCGAGGCUGCUCAUUACAUUUAAUCCUCAGUGAAAUGUAGAUUGUUGUAUUAUGCUGAAUUUACCAAACAAAAGAGGCAGAAACUCAGGAACAUUUCCCAGUUCCAGUCUCUCAAAUGAGAGGAUUUGCUGCUUUUUUUAUGUUUUAUACAAAUGUAAAUUUGGAUUUUGGAGUGUUGGUCAGACAUUAAAGUAAAUUGAAGACAUCCCAUUUAUCACAUUCUCAUUUGAUUAUAGGAUUGAGUCGAAUAAGGAGUAUGUUUAAAUGCUUAAUCAUGUCAUUGCAAGUUUUGUUUUGUUGAAUGUGACUGUCAAAGUGUUUUAUGGUCAAGAUAAAUUCAUCUCUCUCCUCUUCCCAUUGAAACGGCAGCACUAUGGAGUGUGUCCUCAGUCUGUUACAGGGCCUUUAAAUCAAAACCGAUGGCUCAGUGAUUAGAGAUGCCACUUCUCUUUAAACAGGUGGAAGUGGGAGCAGUGCAGCGCUGGUGACACCCACUCAGUCCUCAGUGCCGAUCGUGUGGAGCAGAUGACCAAGACGUACAAUGACAUCGAAGUGGUCACGCACCUUUUGGCUGAGCGGGACAGAGACUUGGAGCUAGCAGCUCGGAUCGGUCAGUCACUGCUGCAGAGGAACCACCUGCUGCAGGAACGCAAUGAGGCCUUAGAGGAGCAGCUAGCACAGGCCCUGGACCAGGUUCACCAGCUGCAGCACGAGCUCAGUAAGAAGGAUGAGUUGCUGCGGAUGGUGGCCAGCGCCUCGGAGGAGAGCGAGACCGACUCCAGCGUGUCCACCCCCCUGCAGCAUCCUCAGCCGCCUGGAGGAACCACGGCCGCCGCUGCACUCAGCCAGCUGGAGUCUCUGCAGAGCAAGCUGCAGGAGCUGGAGGAGGAGAACCUGACCCUGAGGUCUGAGGCAUCUCAGCUGAAGAGAGAUACUAUCACCUAUGAAGAGAAGGAGCAGCAGCUAGUGAGCGACUGUGUCAAAGAGCUCCGUGAGUCCAACAGCCAGAUGGUGUCUCUGACAGAUGAACUCUCUCAGAAGAACGAGGAGCUGCUCAGACACCAGGAGGAAAUCGCUCAGCUGCUCUCCCAGAUCGUGGAGCUGCAGCACAGAGUGAAGGAGCUGGCUUUGGAGAAAGAGGAGCUGAGGAUCCACCUGCAGGCCUCCAAAGAUGCUCAGAGGCAGCUCACAGCAGAGCUGAACGAGUUGGCAGAGAGGAAUGCCGAGUGUGUCGAGAUGCUCCACGAGUCUCAGGAGGAGAUCAAAGAGCUUCGCAGUAAAAACACUCCCUCUGCUGGGAUGCGACGGCACCUUUCCUACGGCCUCUACCCCAUGGACUCCCUGGCAGCAGAGAUCGAGGGCACCAUGAGGAGAGAGCUGAGUGUAGAGGAAGAGACCGCCUUUCAGGACCAAAGAACAUCCCAGAAGCGAGUCUUCCAAACAGUCCGCUCCGUCAACGCCUCAGCGUCGCGGUUGUCCUCAGCCACCCCUCCGAUCCCCGGCUCAGGACAGAGCUCGCUGGUGAUGACUGCACAGCCUUUCCAGUCCUCUCAGGGGGACGAGGUGCGAAUGGGCCAGCCUGGCUCUCCUGGUGGAAACGACCUGAGCAGAGCCCUGCACCGCCUGUCGCUGCGACGGCAGAACUUCCUGUCCGAGCGUCAGUUCUUCCAGGCGGAGCGCGAGAAGAAGCUGCAGGCUCUGGCAGGGGCGGAAGCGGACGGAGAGGGCAGCGGCUGCAGCACGCCGAUGGGCAGCACGCUCUCCUCUUUCUCUAACCUGUCAGAGCUCUCCAUCAGCUCCAGCGUUUUUAAGACCUUCCUGCCUGAGAAGCUUCAGAUCGUCAAACCCAUGGAAGGCUCACUGACACUCCAUCACUGGCAGCAGCUGGCCAAACCACACCUGGCCACCAUCCUGGACCCACACCCAGGGGUCGUGACUAAGGGUUUCCGCCCGCUGGCUCAGGAUGCUGUCUACCACCUCUCUGACAUGGAGGAGGAUGAGGAGGGCGAAGAGCACAAAGGGGCCGGUGUCCUGGAGAAGGGGGCGGCGGAGCGGGGUAAGGAAGAGGAGGAAGAGGAAGAGGAGGAAGGCGGGAUCACCUUCAAAGUGCGCUACACAUCUACGCCGGAGGAGAGGAAGGACAGAAAGCAUUCGGCGUCACCUCUCCCUGUCCCACCUCUCUCCCCCACCAUGCCGACAUCAUCCUCUUUGAUCAGACCAGACCUCGGUCUGAGUCCUGCACCUCUUCAUGUCUCUGAGACGUCCAGCCUAUCAUCGCAGCCCAUUCCAAACGCAUCUGCAGCAGCGGUCCAACCACAGAGUCAGAUGUGCCCCUCGUCAUCAUCAUCAGCAGCAGCAGCAGCAUCUUCCUCUGUCCAAAAUCCAGGAAAGUGUCAGAGCUCCACCUUCUCCACCUACACCUUCACGACCUGCCGCAUCCUGCACCCCAGUGACAUCACACAGGUCACCCAAAGUUCUCAGUCACCUCUCUUGGCCAACACACCCAGCUCCAUGAGGACAGGUCCCAGUACCCCUGUGACUCCCUGCAGACUCAGCCUGGGUGACUCCUUCCCUCCCCGCCGCCCCCCAGCGCCCACCAGCAGCCUGGCCAAGCUGGUCCUGGAGAGGGGCAUUUCUGCACAAGUGUCCACUGACAACCCACCUUCAUCCCCCAGACCCGCACCCCGGCAGCCCCUCUUCUGUUUCCUCCCUACUACACCCCCUAACUCCCCCUCUCACUCACCCUCUCCCUCUCCUGUGCCCCCGGAGUCCCGCCAGCACCCGGCUGACAAUUUCCUAGCCUCACGGCCGGCAGAGCUUUUUCUCCAGGACGUUUACGGGUUGAAUCUGGGCCGCGCCCCGCAUCCCGAUCUGCCCAGCCCCUCCCAGGAAACCCCACCCCUUGCCCCUUCAGGCCGAGCCAAGCCCGACCCUGUCAGUGUCGGCCUGGUGGAGAGGCUGCGGCGGCUGGGAUUUACCAAGGUGCUCCAUGGUUCGGAGUCUGAGGCUUCAGGGCCGCGCCAGGAUUCUGCCACUUUUGUGUCGGCGGGCGGGGGGAGCCUGUUGGACGGCCUGAGGCGCAACCAGAGCCUCCCGGCUAUGAUUGGUGCCAGAGCGGGAAAGUCAGUCGGUAACCCCACACCUCCUCCUCACCCCACCUCCCUGGCCCUCCCCCCGCCACCGUGGGGAAACCUUAAGGAGCGCCGCCGGCAUCUCGCCUCCGUCUCACAUGUCCCGUCAAGUUCAGCCAAGCGCUGAAGAGGAGGAUGAACUGGGAGGGGACAUAGUCCAGAAAAUGAACCACCUCCUUUACACCUCCAUCCUCUUCCUCCUCCUCCUCUCAUCUCUCCUCCUUUCUGCCUUUGGAGAGACGAGUCAGGGCAACGGUGGGCGAAAGAAUCCCUCCUUUUUAUGACUUCAUUUUAAAGCACAAUUGAACAAAACUGACUGUUUUUAGCGACACCGCCGUGUCUGUGUGUGUAGAUGUUUGCUAUGAUGCUAGCUGUUAAGGCCUUUACUCGCCUCUGAACAGGCGAUUCAGCUCUGUACCUUCUCAGCCGCGUCUGAAUUGGGUUCUGUAGUUUUCCGUGUGAGGCUCUGGAUGUUGAGGCGCAGGCGGAGGAGAGAGGGAACGCGUAAGUGGACGAGGGUUUGCGGAAGUGGAUUGGAAGAGAGCAAGAGGUGAGGCACAGUAGAGCUAGAAAGAGAAGGGAGAGCGGCCUCUGCAUGUUUAUUUUGUGUAAGUGCGAGAAAGUGAAGGUGAAGAAAGAAGGAGCAUCCAGAGUCUUGCUUUUUCAAGGGCUUGUUCUGUAGUGGCCUGGAAAAGCUUUAGUCUGUAAUAAAACAGCAUCAUGCCCAUAACACAGAGAAGGAUUUACAGACGUCUGUCACAGCAGAUUCAAACCAUUUCUAAACAGAAGGGAUUCCACUUGCUUUUAUUACUUGAGGACUAGAAGACCUGAAGUGCUCGCUGGCCUAACAGCGUACUGCCAGGCUCACCUCGUAGACAGACCACGCCUCUAACAUGCCAACAUUAUUAAUAUUCGAAUAGUUUUACAGUAGACCCUUGUUGCACGGAUGUCUGGUGACCGUCCACGUGCCCUUGCCGCCCCCCUUUUUCCUGCCUCCCGCGAUCGUGCGCAUGAUACGUCGAAAGCGACCUCGCCCGCAGGUCCCAGCAUGCACCUGUCGGCGGACAGGUGGGGCCAGGCUGAAGGCGAGGUCAGAAUGGCAGGCCAAAAAAAAAAAAAAAAAAGAAUCUGCCUUUUCCUUCAGGUCCUGUUGUUUGGUGUGGUAUGAGGCCUUAUAAGUAGAAGCCAGCACUGUUUUGAUUUGUGUUCCUGUUAAACCAUGUUUGUGUAUAUUGCACACGGUGGGGUUUGGUUCGGUGGAGGCCGUGCUCAUUAGAAGAUCACUGCUCGGUUGAGAACAUUUCAGCACAGUCUGUGGCUUUAAGAGAAAAAUGCUUCUGUUUUCGGGGCUCUGUGUUUAUCUCAGGCCACCCGCGGGGCGUUCAGGUUCAGUCUGUUUAGGGGGAAAAACCACUGACAUGUGAUUUUGGGUUUAUUACCAGGACGUAUGCGGUUCACACUUUAGCCAGCAGGUCUGAUUAUUCCUGUAGGAAAACAUAUUCAUCCUACAUUCGACUCAUAACCCCACAUAAUCACGUUGCUUCGAGCUUUGUGCUUGACCCCUGUGACCCUUCAGCCUUCAGCGCUGCUGUCCCUAACCUUCAUGGAUCCAACCAGACUCCCCCACUCAGUUACUGCACUUUUACUUUUGUUAUUUAACCUUUGUUUUACUGACAUCGCUAUUUGAAUGAUAUAGAUUCUAACAUGAAACUCUAGCG
This is a messenger RNA of Toxotes jaculatrix (banded archerfish), 7332 nucleotides long. RefSeq names its product trafficking protein, kinesin binding 2 (gene trak2). Gene Ontology annotation, cellular component: dendrite. Bases 3009 to 5741 code for a protein of 910 amino acids. Gene Ontology annotation, molecular function: GABA receptor binding. Lineage: Eukaryota; Metazoa; Chordata; Actinopteri; Toxotidae. Gene Ontology annotation, biological process: anterograde axonal transport of mitochondrion; neurogenesis. The record is from RefSeq and is a predicted model, not a curated record. The transcript is spliced from 14 exons.